Rotaria sp. Silwood1 is the source of this 1285-nucleotide messenger RNA. Lineage: Eukaryota; Metazoa; Rotifera; Eurotatoria; Philodinida; Philodinidae. The record is from the annotation of a GenBank genome assembly.
AUUCAACUGAUUCUUGGCCAUUAUCUGUAGCUGUUGGUGAUUUUAACAACGACGCCCAUCUGGAUAUCGUCGUCGCUAAUGAAUAUGGCAAUACUGUAAGCAUCCUUCUCGGACAUGGCGAUAGCUUCUUUACAAAUCAAACGACAUACUCAACUGGUUCUUACCCACUCUCUGUAACUGUUGGUGACUUUAACAGCGACACCCAUCUGGAUAUCGUCGUCGCUAAUGAUGGUGACAAUACUGUUAGUGUACUUCUCGGAUAUGGUGAUGGCUCUUUCGCAAAUCAAACGAAAUAUUCAACUGGCUCUGGACCAAGUUCUGUAGCUGUUGGUGAUUUUAACAACGACACCCAUCUGGAUAUCGUCGUUGCUAAUUUUGGUGAGAACACUAUAAGUGUACUUCUCGGAUAUGGAAAUGGCUCUUUCGCGAAUCAAACGAAAUAUUCAACUGGCUCUAGCCCAAUAGCUCUAGCCGUUGGUGAUUUUAAUAAUGACAACCAACUGGAUAUCGUCGUUGUUAAUCGGGAUGACAACACUGUAAGUGUCCUUCUCGGAUAUGGCGAUGGUUCUUUUGCAAAUCAAACGACAUAUUCAACUGGCUCUACACCAUGGUCUGUAGCUGUUGGUGAUUUUAACAACGACACCCAACUGGAUAUCGUCGUUGCUAAUUUUGGUGGCAACACUGUAAGUGUACUUCUAGGAUAUAGCAAUGGCUCUUUUGCAAAUCAAACGACAUAUUCAACUGGCUCUGACCCAGUUGCUGUCGCUGUUGGUGACUUUAACAACGACACGCGACCGGAUAUUAUCGUCGCUAAUUUCAAUGGCAAUACUGUAGGUGUACUACUUCGAUAUGACAGAGGGGCUCUGAAAGACAAAAUCACAUUUGCGCCUGCCGAUGGUUCUCGUUUGCGAAACUUUGCCCUUUUUGAUUUCAAUAACGAUAGCCUAUUGGAUAUCGUUGUUGUCAAUUAUGGUACUAAUAACAUAGGUGUCCUUCUUGGAUCUGGGAAUGGCACUUUUGGAAAUCAAAUGGUGCUCUCAACAGGCUUAAAUUCUCAUCCUUACUCCAUCACUAUCCAUGAUUUUAAUAGAGACGAUCAAGCGGACAUUGCCGUGGUCAAUUAUGGUACUAAAAAGCUUGUUACGUUUCUGGGAAGUGGAAAUGGAACAUUUAAAAAUCAAGGACGUUACGGUGUAGAUUUUGAUUUUGCUCCACUGAUGAUUGGUGCUGGUAGUUUCAACAAAGAUGGGCGUUCAGAAAUUUUCGUUGCAUAUGAUGACAUCGA